This is a messenger RNA of Bemisia tabaci, 1714 nucleotides long. RefSeq names its product Apoptosis antagonizing transcription factor. Gene Ontology annotation, biological process: regulation of transcription by RNA polymerase II. NCBI's taxonomy places the organism in Eukaryota, Metazoa, Arthropoda, Insecta, Hemiptera, Aleyrodidae. The record is from RefSeq and is a predicted model, not a curated record. Gene Ontology annotation, cellular component: nucleus; nucleolus.
GUGUUUCUGUUGAUAUGAGAAGUGUCGUGGUCGUGGUCGUGUCAUGUGCAAUUUGAUAAUUUGAUUCUCCAACUUGCAAACUUUCCUCAUCAAAAUGAAGAGAAAUAUAAUUUUAAAAGAGCUAAUAGGAGCUCCUGACAAGGAAAAUGACGAAGACUUUGACGACAAUAUAUUCAAGGGAGAUGAUGCUUACAAAGAUGUCAACACUGAACUUCUUGAUGAAGAUCAUGAUGAUUAUGGCGAUAUAGGAAGAGGAAACUUGCGCACCUCUGCACCUUUGGAUGAAGAUCUGAACGAAGCAUAUCAAGGGAAGGCUGUGUCAAGGCAGCGCGCUUUCAAGAAUUAUGUGAACUCAAUCGACGCUGAUGAUGAAGAAAUUGAAAGCGGCAGCGAAGGAGAAAGUGGCGACACGUCUGGUGAUGAAGAUGAAGACACAGAAGACUGGAAUAUCGGUGGCAAGAGCAGCGCUAGCAGAGGUGUUGCAUGGGCAGACGAAGACGAUGAUGAAGAUGAAGAUGAUAUUGAUGAAGAUGGAGGAGGAGAACAAGGAGAUGAUGAGGAAAUGGAUGAGAAAGGUAUGUCAGAUGCUAGUUCCAUAGAAGAUGAUCUAGGAAGCGACAAUGAGAGGAAAUCUGUCGAUAAAGAUUUUGUAGUCUACUCAAAAGGUGUGAAAAAAGAAACUGAUGAAAAGAAAAAAGGCGGUGCAAUUUUAAAACAACAAGAAUUGUGGGAAACAUUGCUUGAAAAUCGAAUAGUCCUUCAAAAAUGUUUACUAGCAGCGAACAAACUUCCAGUGCACGAAGAAUUUCCAGAUUUUCAAGCAGCUUGUGGAAAUGAAUUCAAGGAUAAAAUGAACAAUUGCUGUGAUAAAUUAUGUCAAGUCUUAGAAAAAUUGCUGAAAUUUCAGAACAAACUCAUCGAUGCCUGUCCAGAUUACAAGAGAAAAAGAAAAAAUCACCUUGGACCUAAUGAAGAAUCUGGAGAUCAGACUCCAUUUAAAAAGCAGAAAUUGAAAGUUUACGAGAACUCGCUGAGUGAUGUGCAUGAAGAUUUCAAAGACUAUAGGGACACUGAAAUUCAAAAGUGGAAUGACAGAACGAAAAUUUCAUCAGGGAAGUUUGCAACCUCCAAUUUCUCUGCUUUUGACCAGCCGACAUUGAAACAGAUUGAGCAGAUUUUAAGUGAUAAGCCAAGGCUCAUUCGACGCACACAAACCAAACGAACCAAAUACAGAAUUUGUAGUCUCCAAUCCAGAGAUCAGGAAGAGGAAGACGAAGAAGGCAUCAACCCCGAGAUUUUUGAUGAUAGUGAUUUUUACCACAAAUUAUUGCGAGACCUAAUUGAACGCAAAUCGGGUGAAGUUACAGACCCAACUCGUCUUGGAAACCAAUGGAUCCAACUUCAAAAACUAAGCAGUAGAAUGAAGAAGAAAGUCGAUACGCGUGCCAGCAAAGGACGAAAGCUAAGGUUUGUCGUUCAUCCAAAAUUAGUGAAUUUUAUGUCUCCUAUUGAGUCUGAAGGUAUCAAUGAAGAGGCCACUAAAGAACUGUAUUCUUCCUUAUUCGGGAAAUUCAAGGUGUGAGAACACCCUGAUUUGUUGCCCCUGUCUAUCAGUUGUUAAUUUUUAGUUCUCCCUUUUUAAUGCAGUUAAGUUAUUACAAGUUUGAAGUUUUGUAAUAAAACAGCAUAAAAAUUAAAAUGGACUACCUACAUU